AUGACCGGUCGAAAAGCACCAACAACAACAGCUGCCGCACCAGCAAAAACAGCUGCAACAAAAACCGGAACAACAACUGGUCGAGUUAUAAAGAAAGAUAAAUCAAAAAAUGUUAUGCGAGAUUUACGUAUUAGAAAAUUAUGUUUAAACAUUUGUGUUGGAGAAUCUGGUGAUCGUCUCACACGUGCAUCAAAAGUACUCGAACAAUUAACUGGUCAAACACCAGUUUUUUCAAAAGCUCGUUAUACCGUUCGAUCAUUCGGCAUUCGUCGUAAUGAAAAAAUCGGUGUAUUUUGUACCGUACGUGGUGAAAAAGCCAAAGAAAUUUUAGAAAAAGGUCUUAAAGUUAAAGAAUACGAAUUACACAAACAUAACUUUAGUGAAAUGGGUAAUUUUGGCUUUGGUAUCCAAGAACAUAUCGAUUUAGGUAUUAAAUAUGAUCCAUCCAUUGGUAUUUAUGGUAUGGAUUUUUAUGUUGUACUCGGUCGCGCCGGUUUCGAUAUUGGUAAACGAAAACACAAAAAAGCAAGUAUGGGUGCUUCACAUAAAAUUAAAAAAGACGAAGCUAUAAAAUGGUUUCAACAAACAUAUGAAGGUGUUAUUAUGCCAGGUGGUAAACCUAAGAAAUCGGGUGGUGGUCAUCACAAAAAGGGUCUGGGAUUUUGGGUAUUACUUAUUACACUGUUAGUCGAUCGCCCACCUACACUUGAAUAUAUUUUUUCCUAUGAAAUAUUUAAUGUAUCUAAUUGGAAUGGUAGAUUAUUUAGCAGUGUAUUUCUUCUCAAUGCUUUAACAAGUGGUUUAGCAAUUGUUUAUAUAGUUGGUCGAUAUAAACAAUGUCUAGAUUUUUCAAUAACAAUCCAUGUAUAUCAUUUUAUCGCUUGUUGGAUAUAUAAUUCUCAAUCUCCCCGUUUAUUUUCUUGGUAUGUUACACAAUUUUUCUCCAUUGUUAUUAUGACAAUAUUAUCGGAACAUCUUUCCAAAAAAUACGAACUUCGAAAUAUACCCCUUGCAUCACGUGUUGAUCUUUAA
Molecule: messenger RNA, 1032 nt
Organism: Adineta steineri
Lineage: Eukaryota; Metazoa; Rotifera; Eurotatoria; Adinetida; Adinetidae
Source: the annotation of a GenBank genome assembly